This is a messenger RNA of Halteromyces radiatus, 970 nucleotides long. RefSeq lists its product as uncharacterized. The transcript has 2 exons. Bases 27 to 863 code for a protein of 278 amino acids. Lineage: Eukaryota; Fungi; Mucoromycota; Mucoromycetes; Mucorales; Cunninghamellaceae. The record is from RefSeq and is a predicted model, not a curated record.
CUCUUCAACCCAAUGUAUUUAUCCUAAUGUCCUUUAAUAUUAUUGUUGACUGUACUUGGCCAUGUCCAGGGGGAACUGAUCAUGCUUGUAUUUUGACCAACUCUUCCAUUCAAUGUCAACAAAAACAUAAUUCACAAUGGAUAUGGAACGAUCCAACCUCAGCACCUCAAUAUGACGGAGAACCAGCUCGACUUCACCAACCGUGUAUUACCGCUCCUGUACCUCAACUUACUCCUUUUUUCAACAAUAACAAUUUGACGACUGUUAAUGCAACUCAAACUGUGGUGACAUGGCCACCUAUGGAUCUAUAUCGACCUGUGGAUGCAUAUCUGAGUGAUUGUGGAUCACAUUAUUUUUGUCAUCAAGGUACAUGUAUCUCCAAACUCAAAUCAGGUCAAUCUUGUGUUUCCAGUCAUCAGUGUUCAUCGGUAUGUAACAACAAUGUAUGUCAAGAUGACGAUCCAUUACCACCAGCAGUAACUACUCCAAGUCCACAACAACAAGACCAACAACAACAACAAGAUAAUACUGAACAUGACGGACCUUGGGCAAAGCCAGACUUUACCACAGGACAUCUUAUAGGUGUGAUUAUUGCUGUGAUUGUUUUGAUAUGUGCUAUUGUAUUGUUCUUUUUAUAUAAAAGGAAAACACGACCGACGACAACGACAACAACCAAACCGAAACCUACCUUACCCAAAACGCUUCAAGAUGUAGAUAAUUCUCUUCCUACACCACCUACUGCUUCACAUCUCUCUACUCCAAGUAUGCAACAACAUCAACUUCAAUUACAAUUACAACGUCAACUUCCUUCCUCACUUUCUUGUCCUUCUCCCUCUAGUAUCCCUCCACCUUAUUCCCCUUAGACUAUCUUCACAAAAUGGAUCUUAGUAUAUCAAUUUAUUCUUCUUUUUUUUUUUAUACCCUUGUAGAUGUCCACCUUAUCAUUAAAAUAAAUAAAUAAAAAAAAAAC